AUGAAUCCAGGAGUGAGCCUCCUGUGUUUCUUCCUGUGCCUGAGCACCGUAGUGUGUGACCGGGUCUACGUCCACCCCUUCCAUCUGUUUUCCUACAACAAAAGCAGCUGCGAGAAGCUGGACAACUUGACGCAGGAGGAGAAAAUGUUUGUCCCCAUUUCCAUUGAGUCCCAAACCAUCCCUGCCUACGAAGAGAACCUGAAAGACAAAACCAAACUGGGAACACAAAGCUCGGAUACCAAGCGUGACCAAAGGCUGAGCUACUUGAAAGACCUAGUGCAUGUUCUUGGUAUGCGCUUCUAUGGCGCGCUGAAGGAAACGCUGAAGGGUGAAAACAUUCUCCUGUCACCUACCAAUCUCUACAGGUCCUUGUUGUCGUUCUACUUAGGGGCCUCUGAACAGACAGCAGCUGAUUUACAGAACUUCUUGGGAUUCGUUCCCCCCUCCGGUGACCCAGACUGCACCUCCAAAGUGGAUGGACACAAAGUCCUUUUGACCCUGAAGACCAUGGAUGACCUGCUCCUCUCAAGCGGAGCUGAUGAUCCGCUUUUUACCAAGCUUUCCUGCCUCUUCUCUGCUCCCAGUGUGCAUUUAUCAGAAUCACUCGUGCACAGCCUGGCCCCUUCUGCCGAUUAUUUCUAUGCCCGAGCUGUUGACUUUACGAACCCAAGUCAGGCAGCAGAAUUAAUCGAAAGCUUUGUGAAGGGCAAAGAUGUCAGCAGAACCCAGAAUGUACUGACAAACAUAGACCCUUCUACCACCCUGCUGUUUGUGACUUACAUUCAGUUUAAAGCCAAUGUGAAGAAAGCCUCCCAACUGAAAGAGCUUCAGGAGUUCUGGACUGAUUCAAGCACAAAGAUCCUGGUACCUAUGAUGUCCGUAACUGGAACAUUUCAGUACAAGAGGGAUGACAGCAAGAAUUUUUCAGUAAUCAAAGUUCCUGUCAGUGAGAACACUUUACUCGUGCUGGUGCAGCCUGUCAACAGCAAUGACCUGAACCAGAUAGAGUCGGAACUUUCCUUGCAUCCAUCUUCUACUUGGCUGCAAAAUCUGUCACCAAGACAUAUUAAAUUAUCUUUGCCAGAGUUAACAAUACAAAGCGCGUAUGACCUUCAGGAACUGCUCACGAACAUGAAUUUGUCUGCACUGCUGGGGAAGAAAGCAAAUCUUACUAAAAUAAGCGAUGCCAAUCUUACUGUUGGAAAGGUUAUAAAUAAGGCCCUUUUCAAACUGAAGAACGGAGAUGAUCUACCAGAAGACCUCUUAGAAGAAAAUGAAGGCUUGCUGCCACUGGAAGUAACACUGAACAAACCGUUCCUACUAGCAGUUUAUGAGAAGAAUUCAAAGGCAAUGGUUUUAAUUGGCAGAGUAACAAACCCACUGAACGGUUUUUAA
This is a messenger RNA of Emys orbicularis (European pond turtle), 1395 nucleotides long. RefSeq names its product angiotensinogen (gene AGT). Gene Ontology annotation, molecular function: serine-type endopeptidase inhibitor activity. The coding region runs from base 1 to 1395 and encodes 464 amino acids. Gene Ontology annotation, biological process: negative regulation of endopeptidase activity; regulation of systemic arterial blood pressure by renin-angiotensin; regulation of apoptotic process. NCBI's taxonomy places the organism in Eukaryota, Metazoa, Chordata, Testudines, Emydidae. The transcript has 4 exons. The record is from RefSeq and is a predicted model, not a curated record.